AAACCAACAACGGCUUAUCUUCAACUCCAGCGCACAAACACAUACACACUCUUAUCUGUAUCUCUUAAUUCAAAUGGAACACUUGUCCUUGAGUUCCUCUUUGCAAAAUGAAAUCCAAACCGACAAUUCGGGAUUGCCUGAGAAAAAAAUCGGAAGCCAAGGGCUAAGGAAAAAGAUUGUGAAGAAGGGAAAUUCAUGGCAAACUCCAUUUCCUGGAGAUGAAGUGGAAGUUCAUUUCAAUGGAUAUAUCGAAGGUGGGGCAAGUCUUGAGUCAAGUCGUGAUAAAGGGGUUCCCUUUAAGUUCAAAUUAGGCCAGGGUGAAGUAAUCAAAGGAUGGGAUGAAGGGGUUGCCACCAUGAAGAAUGGAGAAAGAGCAAUUUUUACGGUACCGCCAAACUUGGCCUACGGGGAGGCUGGUUCUCCACCACUGAUUCCUCCCAAUGCAACUCUUGUUUUUGAUAUUGAGAUGCUGUCUUGGAGUAGCAUCAGGGAUUUAACAGGCGAUGGAGGGAUAUUGAAGAAGAUAAUGAAGGAGGGUGAAGGAUGGGCUACACCAAGAGAUGGAGAUGAAGUUUUAGUGAAGUAUGAGGCAAGGAUUGAGACUGGAAUGCUUGUCUCCAAAUCCGAGGAAGGUGCUACGUUUCAUAUAGGAGAUGGCUAUCUAUGUCCUGCCUUGUGCAGAGCAGUGAAGACAAUGAGAAAGGGUGAGAAAGCAGAGCUAGCAGUAAGACUUUCUUAUGGCUUCAUUGAAAAAGGAAAUUUAGCUCCUGACAUUGAAAGUAACAUUCCACCUUAUUCUAAUUUAACCAUCCAACUUGAGCUUGUAUCAUGGAGAAGUGUCACCGAUGUCACCGGAGAUAAGAAGGUCCUUAAAAAAAUUGUAAAAGCCGGUGAAGGAUUCGAUCGUCCGACAGAGGGAUCCCACGUGAAAGUGACAUAUGUUGGCAAACUUGAAGAUGGAACAGUUUUUGACAGGAAAGGGACUAAUGGAGAGCCAUUUGAAUUCAUAACUUUGGAAGAACAAGUAAAUGAGGGUCUAGACAGGGCCAUUAUGACUAUGAAGAAAGGAGAGCAUGCUACAGUGACCGUGGAUGCCAAAUAUCUCCAUGGCCAUGACAUUUCAGGAAUGCUUCCUGCAAAUUCCAUGCUUCAUUAUGAAGUUGAGCUGCUUGAUUUUAUUAAGGAGAAACCAUUCUGGAAAAUGGAUACACAUGAGAAACUAGAAGCAAGUGAAAGGAAGAAGCUAGAUGGCAAUGUGCUAUUCAAGGCAGGAAAAUUCUGGCGUGCCUCUAAGAAAUACGAGAAGGCUGCAAAAUACAUCGAGUUCGACCACUCUUUCACUGAUGAGGAAAUGUGCCUGGCAAAAAGCUUGAGGCUAUCAUGUUACCUGAAUAACGCAGCUUGUAAGCUUAAAUCAGGGGAGUUCCUUGAAGCUUCAAGGCUAUGCACAAAGGUUUUAGAACUCGAUCCACUCAAUGUCAAAGCUCUAUUCAGACGAUCGCAAGCAUACUUGAAAACAUCUGAAUUAGAGAAAGCUGAGGCAGACAUAAAGAAAGCUCUAGCCAUUGAUCCAAAUAAUAGAGAAGUGAAACUUGGGUACAAGGAGCUGAAAGAUAAGCAAAGAGAGUAUGAGAAAUAUCAAGCUGAGCUUUUCAGCACCAUGGUUUCAAGGAUGGGUUGACCAAACUUCAAGUUAUACAUGUGUAAUGAUAUAAAUAUUUUUUGUUUAUUACUAUUAUUAAAUAUUUAUAUUUAUUUUUAAA
This is a messenger RNA of Populus nigra (black poplar), 1763 nucleotides long. RefSeq names its product 70 kDa peptidyl-prolyl isomerase-like. The record is from RefSeq and is a predicted model, not a curated record. Bases 74 to 1681 code for a protein of 535 amino acids. Gene Ontology annotation, molecular function: peptidyl-prolyl cis-trans isomerase activity; protein binding. NCBI's taxonomy places the organism in Eukaryota, Viridiplantae, Streptophyta, Magnoliopsida, Malpighiales, Salicaceae. The transcript is spliced from 12 exons.